Messenger RNA from Poecilia latipinna (sailfin molly), 800 nucleotides. Its product is annotated as deoxycytidylate deaminase-like. Lineage: Eukaryota; Metazoa; Chordata; Actinopteri; Cyprinodontiformes; Poeciliidae. Gene Ontology annotation, molecular function: dCMP deaminase activity; zinc ion binding. The record is from RefSeq and is a predicted model, not a curated record. The transcript is spliced from 4 exons. Bases 231 to 788 code for a protein of 185 amino acids. Gene Ontology annotation, cellular component: cytoplasm.
UUAAGUAUCAGCAGUGAAGUCAGUCUGGUCUGCAAUACCAUAUUUUUCGUCACAUGUACAAAUCAGGUUUUUUUAGUGAAAGGACAGAAGUUGUUGCUUCACCUGUCAGAUUACGCAUUGGGCUCUUUAACCCACGGUAAACGCGGGAAUUUAUUCCCCCUUCAGAGUAACAGGGUUCUGUUGUGUUUGUUUGCGCUGCUCAAACGUUGCUUCCUAUUUUCGGUGCAACUAUGGAAGAAAACAAGUUGCCGGACCUGUUGAAUGGUGGCGCGACCCGGAAAAGGGAUGACUACCUGGAGUGGCCAGAGUAUUUCAUGGCUGUGGCCUUUCUGUCAGCACAAAGGAGCAAAGACCCAAGCUCACAGGUGGGUGCAUGCAUAGUGAAUCAGGAGAAUAAGAUUGUUGGCAUUGGUUACAACGGCAUGCCCAAUGGUUGUGAUGACGACCUGUUGCCCUGGUCGCGUUCUGCUGAUGACCGCCUCAACACCAAAUACCCUUAUGUGUGCCAUGCAGAACUGAACGCCAUCAUGAACAAGAACAGCGCUGAUGUGAAAGGAUGCACAAUGUAUGUGGCUUUGUUCCCAUGCAAUGAGUGUGCUAAACUCAUCAUCCAAGCAGGUGAUUGUUGGGACCACACAGCUAAAAUAAUCUCAUUAUUAGGACGCCUUAUAAGAGCCUUUUAUUGUUUUUACUUUUGGGGUUGUUUAAAGAGCAAAUUUCACUUCAUAGUGUCUGUUGAUUGUAGGACUGCAACUAACGAUUAUUUUAAUAAUUGGUUAUUAAAAUAAAUGGACUCCUUG